Messenger RNA from Synchiropus splendidus (mandarinfish), 4246 nucleotides. RefSeq names its product serine/threonine-protein kinase tousled-like 1-B. The transcript is spliced from 22 exons. Gene Ontology annotation, cellular component: nucleus. Bases 238 to 2508 code for a protein of 756 amino acids. Gene Ontology annotation, molecular function: protein serine/threonine kinase activity; ATP binding. The record is from RefSeq and is a predicted model, not a curated record. Lineage: Eukaryota; Metazoa; Chordata; Actinopteri; Syngnathiformes; Callionymidae. Gene Ontology annotation, biological process: peptidyl-serine phosphorylation; chromosome segregation; intracellular signal transduction.
CCAGAAUCAAAGCUCCGCUCGCGAGCUGGAUGCUGGCAGGCAGGCGCGCGCUGCGGUCAUCAUGCGAAGGUUCCGCUGGACCGAGCCCCGAAGACACCGCUGCCCCGCAGGACCAGGAAGACAGCGACGCCUGCGAGGAGCCACAAAGACGGACUAACUGAAAAGGAUGGAAGCGAGCGUGGCGUUUCCGCCGUCAGCUGCGUGCGCGAGGGCUCCUCUCGGCGGUAAAGUGGCUUCAUGAGUGUCCAAAGUAACAGUGGAAGUGGUGGUGGAAGUUUGGAGGCGACGCCAUCUUGGUCGCAGCUCUCCUCGUCCCCUACGAUCUCUCAACAACAUAUAACGGCGACCGCAAAGGGCAAGGAAGGCCCCAUGGAGGAGCUGCACAGUUUGGAUCCCAGGAGGCAGGAGCUGCUGGAAGCCCGAUUCACCGGAGCUGUCAGUGGCAACACAGGAGGCAGCACAGGCAGCAUGAGUGGAGGUGCUAAGGGCCUGGCCAAUGAGUCGUCAAACCACAGCUACGGAAGUCUCGGCUCAUCCAGUGACAAGGAGUCAGAGAACUCUGACUUGAAAAGAGGGAGCUCCCCUGCCUACUCAACUCCAGAGAAAAAGCAUUCCGAAACAUCACGAGGGAGGAAAAGGAAAGCUGACACCUACUCAGAAAGUAGUCAAGGAAAAACAUCCACACGGGGUCCUAAGAUAAGCGACUAUUUUGAUUUUCAGGGUGGAAAUGGCUCUAGUCCAGGUAGAGGCCUCCCCUCAGCUCGCCGCUCUCCUCAGAACUCACACUCUGCUCCAGGCUCCAUCAUCCGGCAGAACAGCUCUUCUCCAACCAGUCUGUGUUUUGGGGAACAAAAUCCCAAAUUGUCCUCCAGUAAAUGUGUCCAGACGGAUCUAACAGGUCUAAAACUUGCUGCGCUGGAGAGCAACAAGAGUCUGGAUUUGGAGAAGAAAGAGGGGAGGAUAGAUGACCUUCUCAGGGCUAACUGCGAUCUCCGAAGACAGAUCGAUGAACAGCAGAAACUCCUGGAGAAGUAUAAAGAGAGGCUCAACAAGUGCAUCACUAUGAGCAAGAAGCUACUCAUAGAAAAGAGUACCCAGGAGAAGCAGUCCUGUCGUGAGAAGAGCAUGCAGGACCGUCUCCGCCUUGGCCACUUCACCACUGUCAGACAUGGAGCAUCCUACACAGAACAGUGGACCGACGGAUAUGCAUUCCAGAACCUUAUCAAGCAACAAGAAGGCAUUAACCAGCAGAGGGAGGACAUAGAGAGACAGAGAAAGCAGCUGGCCAAGAGGAAGCCUCCAAAUCCAGCCUCACCUUCCGUCUCUGUGGCUUCCACUUCGGAGCCCAAGCAGAGAAAAACCAAAGUUGUAAAUGGCAAUGAUUCAGACCCCUUCCUCAAGCCCUCCCUGCCUCAGCUACUGACUUUAGCAGAGUACCACGAGCAGGAAGAAAUCUUCAAGCUUCGUCUUGGUCACCUUAAGAAGGAGGAAGCAGAGAUACAAGCUGAACUGGAGCGGUUGGAGCGUGUGAGAAACCUUCACAUCAGAGAGCUGAAGAGGAUAAACAACGAGGACAGCUCAGCGUUUAAAGAUCACCCCACCUUGAAUGAACGGUACCUGCUGCUGCACCUGCUGGGCAGAGGAGGCUUCAGUGAAGUUUAUAAGGCAUUUGACCUGUUUGAGCAGCGUUAUGCAGCAGUGAAAAUCCACCAACUCAAUAAGAACUGGAGAGAAGAAAAAAAGGAAAACUACCACAAGCAUGCGUGCAGGGAGUACCGGAUACACAAGCAGCUAGACCAUCCCAGAAUAGUUAAACUUUAUGACUAUUUCUCCCUGGACACUGACACGUUCUGCACAGUGUUGGAGUUUUGUGAAGGGAACGAUUUGGACUUCUACCUGAAGCAAAACAAGCUGAUGUCAGAGAAGGAGGCUCGCUCCAUUGUCAUGCAGAUAGUCAGCGCCCUGCGUUACCUAAAUGAGAUCAAGCCUCCCAUCAUCCACUACGACCUCAAGCCCGGUAACAUCUUACUGGUGGACGGCACGGCGUGUGGAGAAAUCAAGAUCACAGACUUUGGCCUGUCCAAAAUUAUGGACGAUGACAACUAUGGCGUUGAUGGGAUGGACCUGACCUCGCAAGGAGCUGGCACCUACUGGUACCUUCCCCCAGAAUGUUUUGUGGUGGGAAAGGAGCCACCAAAGAUCUCAAACAAAGUGGAUGUCUGGUCUGUAGGGGUGAUUUUCUUCCAGUGCCUCUAUGGGCGCAAGCCGUUUGGUCACAACCAGUCGCAGCAAGACAUUCUACAGGAGAACACCAUCCUCAAAGCAACAGAGGUCCAAUUCCCAGCUAAACCACAGGCCAGCACAGAAGCCAAGCUCGACUUAGUGGUCUCCUUCAAGCCUGGACUGCAGAAGGUGGCAUCAUCACAAGGACUCCAAGUGCCUCGCAGGGGAAUUAUCUUCCUGCCAGAAGGCAAGUGGCUGAACCUUAAAACUGUACCGAAUGAAUAAUGGUGCGGUUGAAAUGACGCAACACAAUAAUGGUGGUCAGAACACUUUCCCAAAUAGAACUUAACUAAGCUUAAAGAGUAAAGAAGAGUAAAGAAAGACCAGAAGCUUAAAAUUAAUUUGGCUUUAUUGCUCGCACUGUACACGCUGUCGAUGUCUUAGAUAAACCACGUCAGAAGAGUUGCACAUGAGCCACCUGCAUCUCACACUCAAGAUGCCAUGGUGACUGUCUCCUAUAAACAGAAGGAGCUGUACAGAGGAUCAAACAGUGAAACAAAAAGUUAAAUAUGAAACAGGAAGGAGGCGAGGACUGGAAACACAGGUGUGUUUUCAGCCAUGACGCGUUUGUUGUGUUCACACCGUGAAGCUGUCAUUCGUGACGAAGCAGCAAUGAUGAGAAUGUGGUAUAAAGACUUGAAUCGAAAGCCGCCGUCACAAGACAGGUGCAACCGCCGAUCACUCAUGGGAGGAGAAAGAGACAGGUGGAAGGAGGAGUCGACCAUAUGCAUUUUGGUUUGAUGGUACAAGGAUGGUGGGCUUGGUACUGGUUCAUUAGGACGACGGCGUUGUUUCCACUGGAGCAGGACUUUCUGUGGCGGCGAUGGGUUGGGGGACCGGCGUGGCUGUGACGGACGCUGUCGUGGCCGCUGUGGCGGUGGACAGGAACUGGGUCAUGUCCAAGGGCAGGAGUGGAUCGAGCGGAAGGGGCUUCAGAGGAUUCAAACCCGGGAAGUGCAGCGGUGGUAGAGAAGGAAGAUUCAGGGGAGGGGAAGACGCCAGUGCAGCGACACCUACAGGAAAGACGGCAGGACUGCAAUCAAAUAUCGCCUUUUUUUAUUCACUAUAAUGACUCAACAGAAACAGCUUUUUAUGGUUCAAAACAACUAGAAACUACCCACAUAGUGAGAAGGUCACUUGACUAGAACAUUGACCCAGAUGUUAAAGGUCAUACCUGCUGCAUUCGCUGGUGGUAGAGUAGUGCCUGGUAAUGUCAUGGCACUGAGGUCUGGCAACGGCAUGAUAUUAGGCAAGUUGUCCGGGAGGGGCAUCAGACCUGAGAGUCAACCAGAGUUAACAUGUUUUAUUAAGCUCACUUUGACACACAGGUUUUGAAGGCAUUCAUAAGAAUGUAUCAGAAAAAGCCCGACACUCGACCCGUGUAGUCAUAUCAAAAUCUUUUUGACAUACUAGCAAAAAGUUAUCACACUGGCAGUUUGAUCCCAACGGGACCAGAUCAGAUUAAAGAUUUUCAUAAAAAUAAUAAUAAUGAUGACGGCGCUCUCUUUUGAGGAACAUCCCUGAUACAUUUGUGACGUUAAAUGAUAGUAAUAAUAUCGACAGUAACUAAUAAUAAGGACUCCAGAGAUUAUGGGAAUUUAAAAUAGAUGUUAACAACAACACUGAUAAUAAAAUAAUCACAAUAGUGAUGUAAUAGUGUAGUGUAUGAAACAAAAAUACAAAAAUAAAGAACAUGCUUUACCUGUAUGACACAAGUUUUAGACAGAAUAUUUCCCAAAGGCUCUACAGCCAAUAAAAUCAUCAAAAGUAUGAAUAACACUGAAAUCUGUCAACGGCUUGUGUUGGACGAGGUAAAAGUAAACCCAGGAGUCACAUGACCCAAUUUCCCUAUGACUCAGUCUGUGUAAUCAAGACAGAAGGCAAACAAAGCACCAGUGACGUGGAACUUGGAAGGCUGCAACAGAGUCUGGUCCUCACCUGGUAACCUGGGGGCGGCAGUGUU